AUAUAUAAAGGCUUGCGAGACCUCGAACUGUUUAGUCUGUCUACGCGGUCCCGUUGAACCGGUCGCGGGCUGAUUGACCCUCACUACCUUCGUUCGUUUAUUUCCACUUCUCACCUAAAUCACACAUUAAAUAUGAGGGCAAUCGUCUUAUUAGCAGCCCUAGCGGUAGCAACUGUUUGCCAUGCCGCUACACCAGAAGUGAGGUUUGCUUGGAAACAGAUGGAUUUUACUUGGGAGUCUCCAGAAAUUCGAGAGACUGCUAUCAGCGAGAAGCGCUUCAUACCUGAGAACAAUCUUCCUUUGGGGCUAGCUCGCUGGCGGAAUAAAGUCUUCGUUACUGUACCGAGAUGGAAGGCUGGAGUGGCUUCUACACUCAACUACGUCGACCUCGAUGGCCCACAAGACCAACUCCUGAAACCCUACCCGUCUUUUAAAGACAAUUUUGUACCCGAUACAGCCACAGAGCUACCUUCAAACAGCUCUCUAAUCUCAGUGUUCCGUGUAUUCGUCGACGAAUGCGAUAGGCUUUGGGUCAUUGAUUCUGGAAUGGCAGAUAUUUUUGGUGCUGGAAAUCAAGUCAAUGGUCCCUCAAUUGUAAUAUUUGACUUAAAAACCGAUCAGUUGAUUCAUCGCUAUCAAUGCAAAGCUUCAGAUAUGAAAGAGGACUCAUUCUUUGCAAACAUUGUUGUGGAUGUGACUAAGGACACCUGCGAUGAUGCUUACGCCUACAUUCCUGAUCUUGGUGGUUACGGGGUAGUCGUGUACAGUCUGAAACAGGACGACUCUUGGCGUAUUACGCACCACUACUUCCACUUUGAACCUCUGGCUGGAUCCUACAAUGUUAGCGGCAUUGAGUUCCAGUGGACCGAUGGUGUGUUUGGAUUAGCUCUCUCGGAACCAAGAGAAGACGGGUAUCGGACAAUGUUCUUCCACGCAUUCUCCAGCACCAAGGAGUUCUGCGUGUCCACAGAAUUGCUUCGCAACUACAACCAUAUCGACAAGCUCGAAGCGUUCCACGACUUCAAGCUGCUGGGUGACAGAGGACAAAAUACACAAUCGGCUGCCAGUUUCUACGAUCCCAAAACUCACGUGCUGUUCUACACACAGGUGAACCGCAACGGCAUAGCGUGCUGGAAUUCCAAAAAGCCGUAUACAAUUGAUAACAAUCCACUUAUUGUCAGCAACCCGGAAUUGUUUGAGUUCCCUAACGACAUGAAGGUUGACGAUGAAGGGACUUUAUGGGUGCUUACAGACAAACUCGCUCGUUUCCUCUACAGAACAAUCGACCCCAACCAAGUGAACUACAGAAUACUCAGUAUCGAUACUAAGAAGGCGGUAGAAGGAACGGCUUGCGAAUAGAUUGUAGUUCAAUAUUAAUUUACGACUAUGACAUUAUAAUUUUAUUAAAACUGUUAGUUUUAAGAAAGCUGUUUUUUUUACGAAAUAUGAAGAUAAGAAACUAUUUCGCAGCUUUAACUUGGAAUAAUAAAUUGGAUUGACGGAAAUUACUCUUAUUAUAAGAAGACUUAAAAAGCAUAAUCUCAUUUUUGAGAUGAAUGCAUAAUGUACAAUAAACAUUUAAAAUCCUAAAUCUUUAGUUAUAAGAAAACGUUAAAUUCAAAUAACUUGAAUAACACAUUUUUAUUUAUGAAUUCCAAGUUUGUUUGCAAUGCAAAUCAUACACGUACUUAACUUUGGAAUUGUCAUUAGGUAUAUAUAGUAGUAAGUUUUAUUAAUUAGUAUUUGCUUUAAAUAUACUGUCUGAGUGUGAUUGAUAUCUGUGUUAUAUUAUUAUAAUAUAUAAAUCAUAUUUUACUAACAGCAAUGCAUGUUUGUAGUUUGCCAAUUUAUGGCGUGAUAUAGAGACCAUGUCAAUAAAUAUGAUACUGAUAAUAAUGAUAACACAUUAAUAUAGUUCAGUACUUGUUUAUAUGUAUGACAUUUUUCAGCAAUAGCCUAUGUAAAUUCUCAAUUUACCUGAGAUUGUUAAUAAAACAUGUGCAGCGUUUAA
Molecule: messenger RNA, 2011 nt
Organism: Trichoplusia ni (cabbage looper)
Lineage: Eukaryota; Metazoa; Arthropoda; Insecta; Lepidoptera; Noctuidae
Gene: Y-c
Product: L-dopachrome tautomerase yellow-f2-like
Exons: 8
Coding region: 133-1359 (408 amino acids)
Cellular component (GO): extracellular region
Source: RefSeq, a predicted model, not a curated record